Pyricularia oryzae 70-15 is the source of this 549-nucleotide messenger RNA. RefSeq lists its product as uncharacterized. Bases 1 to 549 code for a protein of 182 amino acids. NCBI's taxonomy places the organism in Eukaryota, Fungi, Ascomycota, Sordariomycetes, Magnaporthales, Pyriculariaceae. The transcript has 2 exons. The record is from RefSeq and is a predicted model, not a curated record.
AUGUCUGACGUGCCCCCCGGAACGGGCUCGCAUCGCAGCUUAUGUGCAGCACAAGGGCUGAGUGGCCAUAACAGACAACAACCGUGCGUGUCCGCCACAAAAUCACAAGGGAAGGGAUUGACCGCCGCACAGGAUGAAGCACUGCUCCUGUGCCACUUACGCCUCGUCUGGACCGUUGUCUUGAAAAACUCUGCCUGUAUGUAUGGCCGCAUCUACACCGGUCUGUCUCUGUACAAGGAUGCGAACUCGAAUGCAGCUUCGGUUGUGCGCCUAACCGUGGCAUCACCCGGUUUGUGUAUCAUGGCGCUGUUCGAAGAGGGAAAAAAAGGUGAACGAACACAGAAAAGGGUCCAACUGGAAUUAAUGACACAUAGAAACAUGAGAUGGGAAUCUUUUGCCGAUAUUCGUGCAGACCGAGGUAAACGGCUCCUGCGCUGCUCGGCCCGUGAGGUCAUCAAGGGUUUUGCUAAGAACAGAUUGUUGGAAAACGUAUUACACAAAGUAAAUGCCAUGAUUAACAGGAGUAGUAAUGAGAAAAUCGUCAAGUGA